ACCAUGUUUAGUCUUUUGGAUGCCGCUUGGAAACAACUUUAUCAAGUUCAACAACAUACCACUAUUUUGUUAGGCCCAUCAAAUGCCGGCAAGACGACAAUACUUGAAAGGCUAAAGAUCCUUUUUGCUGAAACUGAGAACCACAAACAACUGCCCAAGGUUCGGCCGACAAUUGGUCUCAACGUAGCCAACUUGAAAGUCUCUUCUACUUACUUUCUUCUUUGGGAUUUUGGAGGAAAGGAAUCGUUGAGACCUAUCUGGGAAAAGUAUGUAACCGACGCUGAAACGGUCGUUUAUGUGAUAGACUCUUCUUCAGAAGAGACUGUAAACGAUUCCAAGAAACUUCUUAAAGAGUUGCUUGAACGUACAGAUCUAGUAAAAGUCCCGUUUCUAAUUUAUGUGAACAAGCAAGAUCUUCCUGGAGCUCUAUCACUCCUCCAAGUGGUAGACAAGCUUGACCUACCGUUCGAAGUGGAUAGAUUACGUUGGUUCCAAAACUGUUCUGCAAUUCAAGGUUACGGUAUUAAGGAAGGUUUUGAGUGGCUUGAACGACAUUUAGUGGCAAAACCUCAAAAGCUAUCCGAUCAUAAUAUAGUAAAAGUUGCCAAACCAAAACCCAGCUAUCUUAGCGAGCAGUGAAUUAAAAAAAUUUUUGAACAAUACGAAAAAAACAUUUCUUCUUGCAGUUUUCUAACUUGUUGUAUUGUUGGCUGUGUAUCUAAACCGCACAGCAACUUGGCUGUAUAAACUUAUAGUGGUUCAGAAGUGGAAGUUUAGAGAUCUCUGAAGAAAGAAUUAUUUAUAUAAAGCUCAAAUUUUUAAA
Galdieria sulphuraria is the source of this 823-nucleotide messenger RNA. RefSeq names its product ADP-ribosylation factor. The record is from RefSeq and is a predicted model, not a curated record. Gene Ontology annotation, molecular function: GTP binding; GTPase activity. Gene Ontology annotation, cellular component: Golgi apparatus. NCBI's taxonomy places the organism in Eukaryota, Rhodophyta, Bangiophyceae, Galdieriales, Galdieriaceae. Gene Ontology annotation, biological process: Golgi to plasma membrane protein transport; intracellular protein transport; protein localization to organelle. The transcript has a single exon. Bases 4 to 639 code for a protein of 211 amino acids.